AUGUCAAAAAAUAAUCUUCUGUGCGAGCUCCUGCCUAGUGAUAAGGAAUUUAUACAGUAUCUGAAAAUAGACUUAAAGACAAAACAGCGACGUAAUACUUCUCUGGCCUGUACUGAGUGUCGGAAAAAAAGGUUUAAGUGCUCUGGUGCGACCCUAUAUACGAUAUAUAUGACCGAAGGUCGCCAGUGCUUGUAUGAUAUAGCCGGUGAUCAGAGACGUAAGGCUUAUACCGCCGAGCUGUUAUACUUCCGUAUCGCCCUAUGCCUAAUUGCUAAGUUACGCUCUGGAACACUGGAGGAGAUAUUAUAG
Molecule: messenger RNA, 309 nt
Organism: Penicillium waksmanii
Lineage: Eukaryota; Fungi; Ascomycota; Eurotiomycetes; Eurotiales; Aspergillaceae
Exons: 2
Coding region: 1-309 (102 amino acids)
Biological process (GO): regulation of DNA-templated transcription
Molecular function (GO): DNA-binding transcription factor activity, RNA polymerase II-specific; zinc ion binding
Source: RefSeq, a predicted model, not a curated record